Talaromyces stipitatus ATCC 10500 is the source of this 613-nucleotide messenger RNA. RefSeq names its product mitochondrial intermembrane space translocase subunit Tim10, putative. Gene Ontology annotation, biological process: protein insertion into mitochondrial inner membrane. The record is from RefSeq and is a predicted model, not a curated record. Gene Ontology annotation, cellular component: mitochondrial inner membrane. NCBI's taxonomy places the organism in Eukaryota, Fungi, Ascomycota, Eurotiomycetes, Eurotiales, Trichocomaceae. The transcript is spliced from 3 exons. The coding region runs from base 99 to 386 and encodes 95 amino acids.
AAGAUACAAUUCAUUACCAAGUCACCUUCAACUGAGCCUGAAUAGCCCUUCUAUCGAUUGAUAAAGAAUUAUUUGCGACCUCAAAUACAGACGUCACCAUGUCUUUCCUAUUCGGCGGUCGUCCCCAGCUCUCUUCGGAACAGAAGAUUGCUGCAGCAGAAACAGAAGUCGAGAUGGUUUCUGAUUUGUUCAAUCGUCUAACACAAUCCUGCACCAAGAAAUGCAUUCCCCCCGAAUACCGAGAAGGCGAAUUGAACAAGGGCGAAUCCGUCUGCCUCGAUCGCUGCGUCUCCAAGUUCUUCGAAGUCAAUAUCAAGGUUAGCGAGAAGAUGCAGGGUGAGGCUGCCAAUAGACAAGGUGGCGGUAUGGGUGGAUUUGGCAUGUAAGAUUGGGAAAGCAAUUUUUUGUGAUAGUGAGAUGGAUCGGAUCAGCAAGGCAAAAAACGGAUUUCUCUGGUUGACUGUUGUUGGGCUUUAUCUCUCUGGAUGAGAACGAUUCUCUACUCUGUUGUAUUUCAUAUUGCAAUUGCGCAGAAAGCUGGCCGGAUUCGGUUAUUUGCGCUUGAGAGGUAUAUACCUUGGUAUAAUGUACAAUACAAUUGAUAUGAUAAGAA